Molecule: messenger RNA, 3216 nt
Organism: Solanum dulcamara
Lineage: Eukaryota; Viridiplantae; Streptophyta; Magnoliopsida; Solanales; Solanaceae
Product: protein LOW PHOTOSYNTHETIC EFFICIENCY 1, chloroplastic-like
Exons: 1
Coding region: 368-2596 (742 amino acids)
Molecular function (GO): protein binding
Source: RefSeq, a predicted model, not a curated record
UCAGCAUAAUUUUCUCAGCCUCAGAAUUACUUGUACACCUCACUAACUUGCACUUCACAGCUAAUUGAAUGGCUACCAGAAAUCAUCAGCAAUGGUCCAAAACCAAAUUUCCAAAAUCAGUAAAGACCCAAUUCUGAAUUCCUAUCAAGUUCAAUUUUUUUGCAAUAAUUUCUUCUUCAAGGUAAUGUUCUUUUGAUUCUUGACGUAUUAUUGAACACUUGAAGAUUAUAAUGAGUAAUUGCUCCUCUGUUUUAUCUUUGAAAAAUCAAGAAUCUUGUGGGGUUAUUCAAUCAUCAAUGUUUAGUUAAAAUCUGAAUUUUGGGUGUUUCCCCCCCCCCCCAUCCGUUGCUAAGUUUCUCUGAACAAAAUGCCUUAUCUAAAUGUAUGGUCUUCAAGAACAAACUGCCUUAUCUCUGAACAAGAGUUGGCUUCAUCUUCUAGUUCAGUUUUUACAUGGAGGAGAAAUGAAAGUCGGGUUCUUGCAUACUCUGAUCAUGUAUCCACAACUCUUAGGUAUACAAGCAACAAGCCUAAGUUUAGAAAUCAAGAUUUUUGUUUGAGAACAGAAUUCUUUCCUUUUCGCUGCCGAAAGAAGGAUUCUUUUGGCCCAUCUUUUGCUUUGACACAGGCCUCUGAAGAGAAAGCUAUUGAUUGUGAUGUAAGAAAACAAAAUUCACAAUCUUUCACUAGAGGGGAAGGUGGGGUUGAGGGUUUCGAUUGUGUUCAAUUGGAGGAAAAGGGGGACUUAACUCACAAUGCUGAGUAUGAUGAUGAUGGUGAUGUUGGAAGUGAGGAGGAAGAGGCAGGGAGAGUUAAAGGCGAGAAGGUGGAUGUUCGAGCUCUGGCACGGAGCUUGCACUUUGUCAAAACUGCAGAUGAGGUAGAUGAAAUUCUUAAGGAUAAGGUUGAAUUGCCCCUUCAAGUUUACUCAUCUAUGAUUAGAGGUUUUGGUAAAGAUAAGAAGCUGAAUUCUGCUAUAGCACUUGUUGAGUGGUUAAGGAGGAGGAACAAGGAUAAUAUUGGCUCUAUUAGCUUAAAUGUGUUCAUUUAUAACAGUCUUUUAGGCGCCAUAAAGGAGGCGGGGAAGUAUGAUUUUGUUGAUAAAGUCAUGGACGAUAUGAUCUCAGAAGGAGUGCAGCCUAAUGUUGUGACGUACAAUACUUUAAUGAGAAUUUAUAUAGAACAAGGUCGGGAACUUGAAGCUCUCAAUCUUUUCAGACGGAUGCCAAAGAAGGGACUCUCUCCUAGUCCUGCAUCCUAUUCCACUGCCUUGUUUGCUUAUCGGAGACUUGAAGAUGGAUUUGGUGCUAUAACUUUCUUUGUCGAGACAAGAGAGAAAUAUCAAAAUGGUGAAAUUGGAAAUAUUGAGGAAGAAAACUGGGAGUAUGAAUUUGCCAAGCUUGAGAAUUACAUAAUUCGAAUUUGCUACCAGGUGAUGCGGCAGUGGCUGGUAAAGGGUGAAAACGCAAACACCAAUGUUCUGAAACUACUAACGGAUAUGGAUAAGGCUAGGCUCCAACUAAGUCGUGCAGAAUAUGAACGCCUAGUGUGGGCAUGUACCCGUGAAGAACAUCAUGUUGUAGCAAAAGAACUGUAUAAUAGGAUAAGAGAGAUAGAUACAGAGAUUAGCUUAUCCGUCUGCAACCAUAUUAUUUGGUUGAUGGGUAAGGCGAAAAAAUGGUGGGCAGCUCUUGAAAUUUAUGAGGAUUUGUUGGAUAAGGGACCAAAACCAAACAACAUGUCAUAUGAACUGAUAGUUUCUCAUUUUAACAUACUUCUGAGUGCAGCCAGAAAAAGAGGUAUUUGGCGAUGGGGUGUUAGGUUGCUGAAUAAAAUGGAAGAGAAGGGGCUAAAACCCAGCAGCAGGGAAUGGAAUGCCGUGCUUGUUGCCUGUUCCAAGGCUUCAGAAACAUCUGCUGCAGUGCAGAUAUUUAGGAGAAUGGUAGAGAAAGGUGAAAAACCAACAGUUAUCUCCUAUGGAGCAUUGCUCAGUGCUCUAGAGAAAGGUAAGCUCUAUGAUGAAGCCCUUCAGGUAUGGAAACAUAUGAUCAAAAUGGGCAUCGAGCCAAAUUUGUAUGCCUAUACUAUUAUGGCAUCAAUUUACACUGCUCAAGGGAAAUUUAACAUAGUUGAUUCUAUCAUCAAGGAGAUGGUUUCCACUGGAGUUGAGCCUACAGUUGUUACAUUCAAUGCUAUUAUCAGUGGAUGUGCUCGGAAUGGUAUGGGAAGUGUUGCAUACGAGUGGUUUCAGCGUAUGAAAACUCAAAACAUAACCCCCAAUGAGGUUAGCUAUGAAAUGCUAAUUGAGGCUCUCGGGAAUGAUGGCAAGCCGAGGCUAGCAUAUGAGUUGUAUGUGAGGGCUCUAACUGAAGGCCUGAGUCUUUCUACAAAGGCUUAUGAUGCAGUCCUCUUGUCUACACAGGCAUAUGGUGCGACUAUUGAUCUCAGCAUUCUUGGCCCCCGUCCACCAGAAAAAAGGAAAAGAGUGGAAAUCAGGAAAAGCUUGUCAGAAUUCUGUAAUAUAGCUGAUGUUCCUAGAAGAAGCAGGCCCUUUGACAGGGAAGAAAUUUUUACUGCUCAGACAAAAGGAACAUGAUAGCCCAACUUUAAUUUAUAUUGCUUGUGCGUGUAGAUCUACUUCUGAAAACCCAACUCAAAGGUAUACAACUCAGUGUUUAUAUGUUGUGCUGCUUUCAACAAAGAGUAUAUUCUUCCUUUUGUUUGUAAGAUAACUCUGAUUGACUUUAGAUGCAAAAUGAGGCCUCUUCCAUUUACCGUUUACCUCUUAGAAAUUUCCUGGUUUGAAGCAUAUUCGCCUUUUAUCUGGCCAUGUCCAUAUAUCAACCUCUCCAUUGUAAUGUAAUGCCUGCCUCUAUUUCAAUUAUCUCAGAGAAGGGCCCAAAAUGUUACCUAAAGAAAGAAGCUGGAUGUCUGGAAAGUAUCCGCCAAUAUUAAUUGUUUCCUUUUGUACUCUGAAAGUUGAAACUUUUAGAGUCCUUUUGAGUUGUUUCCAUAGAAUUGCAGCCUGACAGGAAGCAUAUUAUAUUCUUCUAGUACAACCACCAAAAAGCUUAUUAGAAUCAAUUCCUUGCGUAGCUUCUUCAGUUGACAAAUGUUUGAUGUAGGUAUUUAUUGAAGAUAAAGUGAAUGUGUGAUGAAGGUAAUAGAAUAAAAAGAGAUCCCCCGCUGGACAUGAAGGUAAUAAGUGUUUGGCGA